CACCAUUGGUCUGUUGAAUGAGUGGGGACACGGGGCGGGGCGCAUCAGAUGCAGAGGUCCAUGAAUGGAAUGGGUCACACGACAGAAAAACCUGCGCACACAGACGGACGCACCGAGGCGCGACAGACAGACACUGCACAGACAAAUCAACCAACACACACAAAACGACACGCACUCUCACGCAGAAAGUUGGCAGGCAUGCACUAGAGGCAAUCGACAGCAGCCAGGGAUCGAUGAGAACGCAGCAAACAGCAGGCAGUGUGUGUGUGUGCCUAUGGUCGGCCGCCGGUUGGUGGCUACAUGGGCGGGGCUGUACACGUGUGUGCGGAUGGAUGGAUGGAUGGAUGGGCAUGCAAAUGUCUGUCUGUCUGAGUGUCUCUCUGUCUCUUUACGCUACCUGUAUGUAUGCAUGGUGUGUGGACACAGAUGGAUGCGAUAUGGAUCCGGAUCAAUUGCAAAGCAGUGAGUGGUGUACGUACAUUACAUGCCAGCUGGCUCUCUCCCCGCAUCACAUCUCACUCUGAUGUCGCUCUCCUCUCCCCGUACGCAGGCACUGUUCUCUCUCCCUCUCUGGCAAUGCCUGUCAGUCAGUCUAUCUGUAUGUGUGUGUGUGUGUACGUAGGCAGGCAAGUGACUAGGUAAGCAGGUGGGCGUCCUGCCCUGCCCUGCCGUGCCUGCCGUGCCCUGCUGGGUGGGGUGCAUUGCUGCUGUGUUGAUGCAAACCACUACCAGCCAUGCACUGCACGCAGACGGCCGCACCGCACGAGCAUCGGUCUAAGUAUGUAUUUUAGUACACAGCCUCGCAACAAAUCGACUAGGCAUGCCCCUCCUCCCCAGCAGCCACUGCGGCCAGCAGCAAUCAAAACCAACAAAAAUUCAAGUACACAGAGUGAGGAACACUGAGCCCCAGUCAGUCCACAUAAGGCAUACACACGCAUGCGGUCGGCUGAAGAUGAAGCGACAGCAGCUUACGCAACAAAUCGUGAGCGAGUGAGUGAGGCAGUCAGUGGUGCGGUUGGUUGUAUGCACUUAGGAAAGAAGAAACGUAUGGAUGGACGCCCCUCCUCGUGUUGACAAAAAAGCGCCUCUGCUGGUCCGUGGGGUUGCGGCAAGUUAUUGGUCCGAUGAUCGAUCGCAUGAGUGCACUCACUCGUCUGCCCUUUUUCCGUCUGCCUGUCUGUAGGCCGCUGGCUGUGCCUUGACGCCCCUUGUGGCCACGUUCCCACCAGCCACUUGCUCACAUGGCUGGCGGAAGCGUCACAUCAAUGGCCAUCAAGGCACAUCCAGACAGCCCAUCCAGUAGGCAGCAGGGUGGGUUGCGAAACACUUGCCUGUUCUUCGCCUGUCCUUCAUCGUCAAUGUGCACGUGUGUGUCGGGGUGGUUUCCGUCAGGUGAGCCCAGUCAGCCGGUCAGCCGUUGGGUGAGUGAGUGAGUGAGUCAGCCACACACACACACACACAUACACAGUCCCUAGUUACAGCGUUAUUACACCACAAUACCUACCAGUAGCUGUCUCUCUCUCUCCCCCUGAGUACGAAUGUCUGCCUGUCUGUCUCUGUGCCAUAAUUCGAUGAGCAGUGCACAUUGAUAUCACACGUAUCACACGCUGUCUCUGUCUGACGGCACGCACUCUCGCACGCACACGCACCCCACACACAAGAGAAGAUGCCAACAUAGAGACGCAGGCCAGAGCAGAGCAGACCAGGGCUCACACAGACACACGAGGCGAAAGAGGCUUCCCCACACUGCACAAAGGGCAACCACGGUCGGUCGCCUCGCUUUGUGUCGGGGGCCAGCCCUUCCGACUCACAGACAGACAGACAGACAGUCAGACAGACAGAGAGAGAGACAGAGAGGGAAGAGGGCGGCAGUGCACUGCGAGCAGUAGGUAGAUUGGUAGCCUACGCGAGCACAUCGCGCCAGUCAGCCUCCUCUGUCGCUCCUCUUAUCUGUUUGUCUGUCUGCCUGCCUGCUUGCUGCUAUCCACAGGGGGUCUGCACAGAGGUCGACAAAACAGAGGGAGUGAGAGCACCGGGGCAUGGGAGCCGACAUGGAAGCAUCGCGACAGACAGAAAGGCAUGAAUAUCCAGAGAGCGUACGUGUGCAAGGUGGGUGCAGUGUGUGCGUUGCGUUGUGUGUGUGUGUGUGUGUGCCAUCGGCCGGCUGUGCCCACACACAUUCACACGUCGGUCAUGGUACUGUCAAAACACAACAAAAGGUAGACGGUCGGUAUGGUUAGUCAUUCAUUCAUUCACUCGCGCAGUCAUUCCCUCACUGGCUCACUCAUGCCGGCCGGGGUGUAUGGUACAGCAGAUGGAUAGAGAGAGAGAGCGAGCUGGACAGCAAAACUAAGGCACGCACGGCACUCACAGCCCCUCUCCCCUCUCCCUUCUGUGUGUGUGAGCGUAUGGUACAUCCCUAACCAAAGCGACCAAGCAAGCAUCUCGUCUGUCAGCCAGUCAGACAGACAGGCAGGCAGACAGACGGGCCUCAGCCCAAGUUGAGCUGAGCCCCCCGCCUCGCCCGCCAGCUGACUCUUCCCGCAACUGUCUGUCUAUCUGCAUAGGUGUGCAUGGUGCGUCGCGUCAUUGUUGUGUCUUGUCGUCUGCUGCCCGCUCGCCGUCUGUCAGUGAGACUGGCGACGCAAAAAAUGCCAACCACACUGCGGACCAGAGAGAAAGAGCGACAGACAGAUUCCCUCCUGCAGGCAACGCAUCACACCAUGCCACACCAUCGUCACGCCACUGUUGCUAAUUGUAGUCCUGCCGUUGAGAAUGGCAACCACACACACACACGGGGGGGAGAGAGGGAGAGAGAGAGCAGAGUGAGCGACAGGCGAGACGAGGCACUCCGAGCCAACGAAGACACGAACAGGUGGAUGGAUGGAUGGAUGGACGACCACCGACCGACCGACCGACCUUUCUGCAGGCAAUGACUGCACAUCACAUCAUGUGCAGGGGCCGUGUGAGAGAAAAAGACGACCCACUGCGUUGCGUCGCGUUGCGUUGCAUUAUCCGACAGACAGCACACAAACAGUAUGGUAUGGCAGCGAAAGAAGCGGGCGAGAACAACACUCUCUUGUUAGUCGCUACGGCAGAGAGACAGGGUGAGCGAGAGGCUGGUGAUGAUGAUGGACGAAAGGCAGGCAGGCAGGCAGGCAUAUGUAUCUCUGGCUGAGCCAGCAGGCGACACAACGACGCACACAACAAGAAGGCAGCGAGUCACUCUUGAAAAGACAGAGGGGGAUGGAUGGAUGGAUGGACCCUCGCCUCUUCUCUCUCUCUCUCUCUCUUUUGUCUCCGCUAUCGGCGCAUCCAGCCACGGAGACGAGCAGGCAGACUUGGAUUCUCACACGCACACGAACACACACAUGCAAGUGUGACAGCAAAUAAAGGGUCUUGCGCGUCUCUCAGCUGACCCCCACACGCACACAACGGACGGGCAUCCAUGGCAUGGCAUCCAGCCAGCCACCAUCACAGACAUACUUACACAAACACACACGCGAUACACACACAAUAUACAUAUAAUGAAUGCAUGAGAGACAUGAUAUGAUAUGGCGAGUGAGUGAGUCAUCAUGUUAUGUGUGUGACCUUCUUUCUGCUGGUUAGUUAGCUAGUGUACACGCAUCACACCACAACACACACACACACAAACGUCGUUACCCACGCGUCAUGAGAACGCAUCCCCAGCCUCUCCCUCUCCCUGUUGGCUGCUGUCGCCCUUCUGCCUCACAAUAUGUGCGAGUAUGGUCUCAAUAUCCGACGGCCCCACCCCGGGGCUGCUCGCAAGCCGCUUCAAGAUCGCCAACGUGUCCGCAGGGAUGCCCCUGCUCCUCACACCGCCUAGCAGCGAGGAAAGCAGCGCCUCAUGCUCAUGCUGAUGCUCGGCCGCCCUCUCCCUCUCCCUCUCCCUCUCCUCCUUGUUCGUCUCAGGAUGAUCCGCGGUGGCAGUUGCAGCGGUGUUGAUGGCCUCCACCCCGCCGUCACUCUCGACCAGCAUGCUGUCAUCCCCCGGCUCGUUCAGACUCAUCCCGGGGGCAGGGGAGCCGUCUCUCUCUUUCUCCCUGGUUCCAGCUGCUGCUGUGGCUGUGGCUGUGGCUGUCGCUGCGUGUGGUAGAGUGAGUGGCUGUGAUGGUGGUGGUGGUGGAGGUGGUGAUGGGCGGGAGGGUGGACUAGUGACGGCUGUCUUCUUGGGGAACUGCAGACGAAGCGCAUUGCCCAGGAACGUAACCUAACCAGCCCAAUAAGGAGAGGUGUGCAUGGAUGGAUAUAUAUGGCCAUACGGAUGUCUGUGCGCGCCCAUGUGAGCGCACCCCAUUGAGUUGCAGUCCGGCAUUCGCGGCUUCGACCGUCCGGAACUCAGCAAACGCAUAGUGACCUGAUCACACCAAACCAACCACGCCACUUCAGCCAACGGACAGGCAAAUCGCGCUUGUCGGCUCUCACAUACCGUCUCGGCUGAUCCAGGCACCAACAACCGGAUCAGCGCCACACAUCUGACAAUUAAUGAAGUGACAUAGACAGACACCACACAAGUGACACAGACAGACACCGUGGGUGUGGUUCGCUGCCCCUUCUCAGCUCAGCCGCCUACGUGUUUGUUGGCGUAGGUGCGGAGGGCGUUGUUGAGGAAUCUGACCAGGAUGGGCGGCGUGCAGUUCCGGGGCAGAUUGCCGAUGUACAGCUCGCGGCCGGCCUUCUGACUCAGCACGCCCGCACCAGCACCAGCGCCAGCACCACUUGCCGCCGAUGACGGACCACCGCACCUGCACACCCACAGCCAUCCAUCCAUCCAUCCGUCCAUCAAAGCCUUUCUCUUACCCAGCAGCAGCAGCAGUGGACGAGGAGGCGCCCUCAGUGGGUCCCUGUGUCAUGACGCCCGGACGACUGUCUUCUGUCUGCAGUGACAGCGACCGAGGGUUGAGCCAAUCGCCGCCGCCCCUCGUGUCAGAAGGCUGCGGCGGCGGCUGCUGGUGGGUAGUGGCUGCAUGAUGGUGGUGCGACACGUCCCUCACAGAUGGCGUGACGGUGACGUUUGAUCGGGGCGGCGGGAGGGGCCUGGAUGAGGGGGGCGGGGGAGGGGGAGGGGGGCGGGUGGCACUAGCACUAGCACUAGCGCUGCUGGUGCUCGAGGAUGUAUCGAGCUUCUUGGGCACUUCUAGACGGAGGGAAUAGCCUGACAGACGACGGACGACCACACGGGGUGCUUCUCGAGGGGUGGUCUUGUGUGUGGUGUGGUUGUGCGAACCAAGUAGGUUGAGUCUGCCGUUGAGCAGCGCUGCCCGGUGGGCCUCUUCCACCGUCCGCAACUCUAGGAACGCAAAAUGAUCUGAACAAUCACACACACCCCAACACACAACAAAUCGAUACCCCAUUCGUUCCAGCCACAACAUUCAUCGCACUACUCACUGUCUUUAUUGAUGUGGGCAGCCAGUAUCGGUGCCGCCACAGACGUGUUGACUCGGUGGUCCACGAGCUUGCCGUUGAGGAAGUCCACCAGCUGCUGCGCCUGCACGCCCGGCGGCAGGUUGCCCACGUACAGCUCCCGCAUGCGCUUCUCGCUCACAGCGGGGGCCGGUGGGGGGCCUGGGGCGGGGGCCGGGGUCAUGGUGGGGGGGGAGGGGGGAGGGGGCGCUCGGUGGCCCCGGGGCGUGGUGGUCAUGCAUGGUGGGUGGGCAGGGGGCAGCUGGAUGGAGGGGUGGCUGUGGGUGUGGGGGAGCAUGUCCGAUUCGGGACUGCCCAGCACCAGCCUGAAACGAAAAAGAAGAAAGAGAACAACACAGGUCAGGUGAUGUGUCGCGUCCUUCCCUGCCUGCGUAGCGUACCCUCUAGGGUGUGUUGGGCUGUGCGGCAUCUGGCCGACCCCUGCUACAGCCACUGGCACCACAAUCGCCGCUGCCGCACCGGCAGGACAGACACCACGCACUCCCACCGGCCGAAGCGGGGGGCCACAAGGCCGUGCGCCCACCACCGGCAGCACAUUCAGGGGCAGGGGCAGUGGGCGGGGCAUCGCCAUGCCGCCCCGUCCCACCAUCCCCACGCCCAUCUCUACUCCCAUCCCCACUGCCAUGCCCAUGCCCAGCCCCCGGUGCCUCUCGUACGACCUCGACCGAGACGAAGAAGCGCGAAAUCGGCCUCGGCUUCUGCUUCUACUCCUGCUGCGGGACCGGGAUCGCCUUCGCCGCCUCUCGCGAGACCGAUCCCGCGACGCAGAGGGCGACCGUCUCGGGGGCGACCUCGAGCGCGACGAUGGUCUUCUGCGGAUGGCGGGGGAUCGGGGUGAUCUGGAUGUGGACCUCUUCUUCUGGGGGCUCCGCCGCCUGUCGCGGUCACGCGAGUGCGAUCGCGGGGUCCGCAAACAGGUCGGGCAGCGGGCGGGGCACGCAUGAUGGCUGGCCGACACAUCAUGGCUAUGGCUGUGGCUGUGGCUGUGGCUGUGGUGUGGGGAUGGGGGCCUCUCCCGCCGAGAGUCGCGCUCCCUCUCUCUGCUGGGAGGUGAAGGUCUUCUGUCUUGCGAUCUGGGGGAGCGGCCUCGGGUGGGCAGGGAAGAGGGGGAGGCCGACGGGGAGGGCGAUGGUGGCGGCGGCGAGCGACGGCGACGGGCAGCGCUGACACACAGAAGAAAAAGGCCAUAGAGAGAAUGCAUGCAGACACUUGUGCAUCUGUUUCUUGCUGCGUACGUGGCUCCUCUGCCGCGAUCCGUGCCGCCUCUGCCCCGUCCCCUUCCGCCCCUAUCUCGCUCUCGCGAUGCGCUCCUCUCAGCCAUGUGCCCCUCGGCCACACCAUGAUGGUAGUGGUGGCCGCGGGAGUGCGUCCCGCCCCUCACUGCAGAGCCGCGGCGACUGGUGGGGUGGUGGGGAUGGUGAGAGGGGACCUCGUGAUGCUGGUGCUGGUGUGUGACGACUGGUGAUGACAUGUGGGAGUGGGAGUGGGAGUGUGGGUGUGGGUAUGGCGGCGACGGCAGCCUCCUCGACGGCUUGCGUGCCCUGUGGAGCCUCUCGACGGAUAUGGCGCUAUACAGACUUCGGACUGUUCCUCUGGUAGUCGACACACACACGCACAACCACACACAACCACACACAUACACACAUGCAAGUGUCCGUUGAGAGAGUGGUGUGGCUUGGCUGACCUGGAGCAGCUUCGUGAUGAGCUGGCCGUAUCGAACAGUCGUGAUAGAGUCAUCGAGCACCCGCCCUCCGGCAACUAACGCCUCGCGAACGACAGCAGGCAGACAGGCCACAGACAGACGCCCGAGAGCCACAACCAAAUCAAGCAGUGUCACUGAAAUCAAACCUCCAGGCCGUCCCCGAGUCUUCACAGCACCAAUAGUACGUAGAGCUCGACGUAGAGAGUGCUGCGGUGAGCUACGGCUCUCACUUCCGGCAGAAGGAGGUCCGGCGGCCUGUCAGGAUGGCCACCUGCCCCAGCCUCGCUUUCUUCGCCUCAUGGCGGAUGCCUACACCUUCUCUCC
Vitrella brassicaformis is the source of this 7471-nucleotide messenger RNA. The record is from the annotation of a GenBank genome assembly. Lineage: Eukaryota; Vitrellaceae.